CUGACACAUCGCCAUUUUUUAUACGUCAAACGAAUGUUUCAUUUCGUUGAUUCGUUCAUGUCAUAGUUUCUUUUUGAUUAGUGGGCCGUCUAAAUCCUAUCUGAUUGUUUUAAUUAAAUUAGGCGUUAUGAUGGCUGAGGACACAACAGCCGAUGCAACUAGAAGAUUAAACGUUAAGAAACAAACACUCGAUGACGCUUACGCUGCGCCGGCAAACUUCUUGGAGAUCGAUGUAGUAAAUCCAGUGACAACGAUGGGUGUAGGGAAAAAACGCUAUACGGAUUACGAAGUUCGCAUGAGGACCAAUCUCCCUGUAUUCAAAGUUAAAGACUCGAGUGUUAGACGGCGAUACAGUGACUUUGAAUGGCUCAGAAACGAAUUGGAAAGAGACAGCAAGAUUGUAGUCCCUCCAUUGCCAGGAAAAGCUUUAAAGAGACAACUUCCCUUCCGUGGGGAUGAUGGUAUAUUUGAAGAAGAGUUUAUUGAAGAUCGUAGAAAAGGUUUAGAAGUAUUUAUCAACAAGAUUGCCGGCCACCCUUUGGCACAAAACGAAAGGUGUCUUCACAUGUUCCUCCAAGAGCCAACAAUCGACAAAAAUUAUGUACCAGGCAAGAUUCGGAACACAUAAUAAAUAAAAUUGUCUCCAUUCUGAUGGAAAUUUGAAACAAUUCUCGUCCAAUGUCCACUUUAGUUUUUGUAAAGUGGUUAGUUAAUAACCCUAAUGAGAUGUAAAUAAUUUGACAAAGAAGGUUCUUUUCAAAUAUUGAUAAAUAUAAAUAAAUAAUUAUGAAAACAAUAAAAAAAAUGUGGCCAGUGUUAGUGAACAUUGUUUAUCUUGUUUCAUGGAGCAUAUUAGGAGAAUUGUUUUAAAUUUCAAGAAGCAGAAUCUUACUGCAUCUUGCAGAUAGUCAAUGUUUACUUUUGGGGUUUGACUAUAUCACAUUAUAAUCUCAACGCAAUUUGCAGUGAUAUUCUAACUGUAACCCAUUCAUUUCAAACUAAGAAACAAAUGAAAUAUUUUACACACAGCACAGCAUUCCACAGAUUAUAUUUUUUAAAAGGUUUUUGUAAACAGAGUAAAAAUAACAUCUGUCAUUUUGUAAAAAUGGAAAUGUAAUGGCGCUAAAAUGGUAGAAAACUGUCUCCCAUUGAUAAGAACAAAAAUCGAUUGUAUAAAUUUAGAUAAUGUUAUUGUUUAUUACUAAAGCAAUAUUAUUGGCAUUGUUAAAUUGUUUAAACUUAUUUACGUCAUCAUUAUAUAUCCAAUUCUGUUAAGUGUGGAUUGCCAGUUAAAUAUUUAAGACAUACAUGCUCUUUAAUUAAUAAUAUUAUAUAAUAUCAUAUAUUAUUACAGCAAACAAAUUGUAUGUUUCAAAUCUCAUAUUUUUAAUUUAUGAUUUUUGCAAUUUCAUUAAGAAAUUGUAUAUAUUUAUUGCAUAUUAUUUUAUUGGAUGUAGAUAUAAAUAUUAACAUCGUGGUAGAAAGGGAUACGAGUGAUGUACUAGAUAUUUAUUAAUUUGUAAUUUUAAUAAAAAUAGGGCAAAUUUUUUUCAUACUAAUAUGAUAGAGUGGUAUUUGAUCACUUUAAUUUUUGUCACAUAUCUCGGUUCCCUUUAUAGGACAUAAAAAAAGGAAGUACCAUAAUUCAUUGUUGAAGUGAUGUCAGAUUGAGCCCUACAAUAUAAGAGUUUAAUGAUCUAAUAUACAUCAAGUUUUUCAUUUCCCAAUAAAAGCAUUAAUGCAUAGGUCCUUCAUCAAGAGACUAUGUACAUUUGUGAAAAGUUGAGUUUUUUUUAUAAUCUUCAGUUUUUUGAGUGUCUCAAAUUAAGGUCUAAAUUGGAUUGUAAUGUUUUGUUUAUUAGAUUAAUUAUAUUAUUAUGAUUAAAUAUUUGUUGUACUAAUCACUGAUUUAUGGACAUGAAAAUAGUGGUUGAAUUAUAGUACUGGGAAUUCAAUUAUGCUUUGAUGAUAAAAAAUAAUUUACCUACAAACUUGACAAAAUCAAUUUGUAACAUAAUAAAAUUAUGUAAAUGGUUUUCCAGAAAGUUGAUAUUAUUAAACGCUUUAUCCACCUUACAGUGAAUAUAAAUUUUCUGGUGCACCAUAAUGGGUGGAAAUGUUGAAUAGUAUUGUCAUCACUAGGUGAUAAAAUUGACUGUUUAGUUAGGCAGUCUUAUAAUGUGGAUAUUUGUUUGAACAUCAGUUAAUGUUUGUUUACAUUGUAUGUAUUACGUCGUUCAUAAUAGUUUAAUAAAGUAAAUUUGCUAUCAUAUUUGUGUGUUUUUCUGAAUAUGUUAUGGGUAGCUUUUCAUGCGUCGGACUCUAUUGGCCAAAUAGUUACUCAUGAUAAAAGUUUUCACGGAAAUUCAUAGUAAUAUUAUAAUCUGUCUGUUAUCUCUUCACGCUUAAACUGCUGAACCGAUUCCGAUGAAAUUUGGUUAAAGGAAAUCUAAAUUUUCUACGCAGGCGAAGUCGCGGGCACUCAAAUAAGUUCAAUUUGCUGCGUCGUUCAAACUUGAUUUUUAAACGAACUUAAGUAAUCUGUGAUUUAGUCCUUCAUAGAAAAACUUCCCCCUUAUUAAUAAACGGAAAAUAAGCUUCAAUUAGUUAUGUACUUGAUGUUAUGCAUUGUCUCUGUUCAUUGUUCUAACAAAACAC
Molecule: messenger RNA, 2658 nt
Organism: Chilo suppressalis (striped riceborer)
Lineage: Eukaryota; Metazoa; Arthropoda; Insecta; Lepidoptera; Crambidae
Source: the annotation of a GenBank genome assembly